Messenger RNA from Vavraia culicis subsp. floridensis, 2159 nucleotides. RefSeq lists its product as uncharacterized. The transcript has a single exon. The record is from RefSeq and is a predicted model, not a curated record. The coding region runs from base 1203 to 1652 and encodes 149 amino acids. NCBI's taxonomy places the organism in Eukaryota, Fungi, Microsporidia, Pleistophoridae.
GUUGAGUAGGAGGGGUGCUGAUGUGAGCAUGCUGUCAUGGUAGCGUAGUUACUUACGUAUUUCCUUGUAGUACCGCAGCCGUUUAACUUUCCACAGCGCUUUAAAGCAAUUAAGAAAUAAAACGUACGAACAGAUGCAGAAAUACGUGCAACACAACGAGUGCAAAUUAAUGGUACGAUUUAUUUACUGCGGUACGUGCCGUACGCUUAGUUGUAAUGCUGUGUGUGCACCGUGGUACGCCUAUUCGUAGUAAUCUCUCCAUCCAUCACGCACACCAUGGUGUGCAUUAUGAAACACCCAUGCACUAUGCCUAAUACUAGGGUGGUACGAAAAGUACGUGUAGUACGCUUUGUUAGCAAAGCUGCCCACACGGUGCACGUGCGAGUUAUGGUUCCUCUUCACCUCAUCCUUGAAGUAAUUCAGGUCAGUCACUUUUAUUUGCGAGUUCCUUUCGUGUCUUUCUAUUUUUUUUUGCUUUUUUAGCGAUUUGAGAGAUUGAAAUGCUACGCGGUUGUUAUUGUGUGCUUUUGAGGAGUACUUAGCGAUGUGCUCCGUAGAAUCUUCUUCUCUUGGUUUUAGUUCUGCAUCACCAUCAAAGAGUGCAUUAGAAUUGGUGCUGGUACCUCCAUCCUUACCUCCAUCCUUACCUCCAUCCUUACCCCCAUCCUUACCCCCAUCCUUACCAUCUUCACCCUCCUCCAUCUGUCUAACCGAUAAGUUCUUCUCUUUCAUCUCAUUCUUGCUCACCACAUCUUCAUCAUGCACCUCAAAGCGCUUGCUCAUUACCACCAGUACGUAAAAUAGCAUAUCAUUUCCAAUGCUUCAUCAAUUAUAGCUCUGGUCAAAACACGUGGUGCUAAUUUAUGAUUGUGUGCCACUUGUGAUGUGCAUGCAGUGCUUUAGCGAGAAGUGUUUUGGUUGUGCAAUGAUGAGUGGUUCAUUUUGUAAGGGAUUGUUCUAUUGGUGCGGUACCGGUAGAACACAGCACUGUGGUGCUUGUUACAAUUAUGCAUUACCUUAGCGAUUAUACACCAACAGAUUGAUUGUUACGAUUGGUUGCCUUUAUGAAAUGAACGGUAGCACGGAAUAGAACGGUGCUUAGAAAUGAAAUGCUUGGCACGUACUGAAAAGAUGUUGGUGCUGUACGCUUUUAUUGCGUGCAUGUACUGCGGUACCGUAUAUUAAGAACGGUAUGCUUAAGAAUGUACGUACCGUACCGUUUAUUAUUCCUUGCGUAUUACUCAGCCAUUCUCUGCACCUUUACCGUUAAUACGUGCAAUAAAUCAUUUCUUAGUGUUUGUCUUUACGUAUUAUUUACAUUUAUUUGUAUGUUUAUUUGGUAUAUUUAUAUGGUAUGUUUAUUUGGUAUAUUUAUAUGGUAUGUUUAUAUGGUAUGUUUAUUUGGUAUGUUAUUCCUCCUCUCUUCACUCUUCUCUUCACUCUUCUCUUCACCCUCCUCUUCACUCCUCUCUUCACUCCUCUCUUCACCCUCCUCUUCACCCUCCUCUUCACUCCUCUCUUCACUCCUCUCCUCUUCACUCCUCUUCACUCCUCUCUUCACUCCUCUUCACUCCUCUCCUCUUCACCCUCCUCUUCACUCCUCUUCACUCCUCUCUCCACUUCCCCCCUACUCCUCAUCCUAUAAAAAGUAAAAAUCUCAUCACCCCCACAUCUUCGAAGCUGUACCGUUAACACAGGUCAACAGUCAUAAAGCAUGUACACAUCAACCACACAAUCACAAACAAGUUUGUGAUAUGUGACACAUUUUGUAUUAAAUUGUAUUUUUUAGCUAUCGGUUCGUGCCUUGCAUGUUAAAAUUGAUGAUGUUGCUUUACGUUGGUAUGUUGAUGUGCAUUGGUAAGGAGGGUGCGGGUAAGGGUGAGAAGUUGAAGGGGGAUGGUAAAAUUGGUAAGAUGAGCUUGGUUAGUGAUAAAUCGGUUGAUAGGAUGGAUACGGAGGGUUUGUUGCACAGGAUUAAUGAUGUGGUGAAGGAGUAUGAGAGUUUUAGGAGUAAUGUUUUGGAUAAGUAGUGUGGAGGUAGUGUGGGUGGAAGGGGAGGGAUUAUCAAUAUCUUGGGCAGGUUGUGCGAUUGGGGACGUACUCAGAAUUACAAGGGAUGUGUGGCAGCGAGCGUAGUUUAAAUAAAAUUUAUGUGACCG